This is a messenger RNA of Notodromas monacha, 822 nucleotides long. NCBI's taxonomy places the organism in Eukaryota, Metazoa, Arthropoda, Ostracoda, Podocopida, Cyprididae. The record is from the annotation of a GenBank genome assembly.
AUUCCCAGAUGUUCUUUAGAAUUUUUCAUCAGACGUCUCUUGAGCUUGUAAAAGAGUUCCUAACUUUCAUGAGGCUUUGUUCGAAACUUUUCUUGGGAUUUUCUCCCGCAUCAUGAAGCCUUCGAGGGGCGCUCUUUUAUUUCUCUUAUUCCUCCAUCUUUGACGCGCGUUUCUCCGCGCACAUUUUUGUGGUUCAGUAAAGAAAAAAAUUUUGGUGAGAAUGGGGGAAGAGGUUGGGUACAGCCCCUUUUUUGGGGUUGUCGGUGCUGCUUCAGCCAUGGUUUUCAGUGCACUAGGGGCGGCCUAUGGAACUGCGAAGGCUGGUACAGGCAUUGCUGCGAUGUCAGUUAUGCGACCAGAGUUGAUCAUGCGGUCCAUCAUCCCUGUUGUCAUGGCUGGUAUCAUUGCCAUCUACGGCCUCGUUGUAGCAGUUUUGAUCACCAACAAGCUGUCUUCGGCGGAUGAUGGCUAUACUUUGUAUACAGGUUUCAUGCACAUGGCAGCGGGUUUGUCAGUGGGUCUCAGCGGUUUGGCGGCUGGGUUCGCCAUUGGGAUCGUUGGCGACGCGGGCGUUCGUGGCACUGCUCAGCAACCCCGAUUGUUUGUCGGCAUGGUCCUGAUUCUCAUUUUUGCCGAAGUCCUUGGCCUCUAUGGACUCAUUGUCGCUCUUAUUCUCUACACGAAAACAUGAUGAUCCUCUUGUAGAUUUUGUUAAUUUAUUCGUUUUGAUUAUUACUAUUUUUUCUUUCUUGGUUCUUGUCGUUAUUUUCGAAGUUGUGGAGACUAAUUUCACGCCGUCUGUUCAUCCCAACUGGAGAAAAA